GCAAAGAACUCGUCGUAUUUUACAAAAUCUGUUCUCGAGACCAAAUUUUAAAUUUCUUCAGUCUGUUUAAUUUUGUGUAAUUUGUUGUGUUAUUGAAUUACAAAAUGUUAGAAAGCUUUAUUCCAGACAAAGCAAUACUGUUAAUUGAAAGUGCUGGUAAAAGGUUGGCAUUAGCUAGUAAUACUAUUGCAAGGGCAAUGCACAUUUAUCAUCAAUUUAAACGCUGCAUUGACACUAUUGAUUUUGAGGACGGACUUGUUGCUGCAUCAGCUAUAGCAUUAAGUGCUAAAACGAAUGAAGAUACUUUAGAUCUUCAAAAUAUAGUGAUUGUGUUCUGGGACAUGCUUAAUAAGGACCAAGUAAGCCUACCUAAACUAAACUCAGAAGAAUUCCAAGAGCUGACCGACAGUUUAACCAAAGUGCAAUAUUUAAUUUGUCGAGCAUUAAAGUUUGAAUUGAAUCAUUUGUUGGCUCAUCAGUAUGUUAUACCAUUUCUAAGGAAUCUUCAUGAAAUAGCUGAAUUUCAACACAAAUGGGAUGUUUUUGUGAACAUUGUAUGGAAAGUAGUUAGCACCGCAUAUAUGUCUAAAAAGUGCUUGAACUAUGAUGCAUGUGAAAUAGCAGUAGCUAGUAUCUAUAUUACUUGUCAGUUUUGCCGCAUUAAAACUGAUGUUAUUACUAAUUGGCCUGAGGCUUUAUCAGCAACAAUGAAAAAAGAAAAACUGUAUGCAGCUAUUGUGGAAUUUCUUGCAGUAUGUGGUGUAAUAUCUGUGCCAAAUGAAAUAUGAUUUACUAAAAAAGAUUAUGUUUUCAUUCCAUAAUAUUCUCAUUACCAGAUAGUUUCAUAUUCAUACUUCACUGCUAUAUUUUGUUUAGCUUGUGCUAAUUUUUUUUUUUAUACUAAGGUACAGGAGGUAUCUUUUCAAUUCAAACAGAAACUAAAAGAGGACAUCACACAAUUGUUGAAUGCAAUAAUACAUACAAUCUCUAAUAAAUCACUUAAGUGAUCUUUCACAUUUAUAAAAAGGUCAAAAUCUAAGUUUUUCCAUUUUAUAAGUUAUCAAAGUCAAUGAUGCAACAGUUUUUAUUGUAUAACAAAAUUAUGCAACUCUAUGUUUAAAUAUUUUAUUUGUAAACUUGUAUUAUAAACUUUUAUAAACGUAUUAUAAACUUUUUUGAACUGAAAAUUAACCUGGUAACUUUUUUGUUCACUUGAAAAUUUUCUUGAAAGAUUAUCAUAUACUUAUUUAUAUAUAUUAUUUAAAAGCUGUGUAAGUCAUUCUAAAAAAAUGUUUUCUUGUUUGUUUUUAAAAAAAAAAUUACAUUUAUUAUGUUUUUCAAAUUAUAUCUGCCAAAAUUAUUUUUUUGCUAAAGCACCUAAAUUACGUUUUAAUAUUUUAAUUAAAACAUUUAUAAAUACAUUUACUAUUUAAAGAAUAAUUUCUUUUAUGAAAUGUAUUAUUUUAUGCAAUAUUUUUUUUCAUAACUCAAAAAAAAAAAAAAAAAAUAUUUAUUUAUUUUUUUGUAUAAAGUGUACAAAUGUAUGCUAGAAUUAAAAGGCUUUGUUACAGAAUACUUAUUAUUCUAUUACUGUAAUUGUGCAUCAUUAAAGCAAUAAUCACUUUCUUGAAAAAUUCCAAACGAACCAAAUUUUCUACAUGCUUGUAAUGAUUAAUUAUUUUGUUUUAUAUUUAAAUUGUUUUGAUCGUAGUUAUAUUAUUUAAAUAAUGUAUAUAUAUAAAUUUAAUAUUAUGUUUGUAUAUAAUUGUAAAUAAAUCAGGCAUUUGAUUCUUCUAAUUUACAGAAUUCUGUGAAUCUCAAGACCUUUGCUUUGCAGACUUCCGCAAAUCAAUAGCUUAUAUUCCGAUGAAACUUUCUUGUUUUUCCGCUAAUCUAAAAUAUAAUUUUUGUUACUUAUUCAAAAUCUUGUUAAUGAGGCAUGUAUUCCAACCUUACCAGUGCCCUCUUUUUUUUUCUAAGUUCUCAUUCACGCACAAUGACUUUUUUUGUACAGAUUUGUUAGAUAGAAAUGCAAUUUCAGAUAAACUUUAAG
Messenger RNA from Parasteatoda tepidariorum (common house spider), 2053 nucleotides. Its product is annotated as cyclin-Q. Gene Ontology annotation, biological process: regulation of transcription by RNA polymerase II. The record is from RefSeq and is a predicted model, not a curated record. NCBI's taxonomy places the organism in Eukaryota, Metazoa, Arthropoda, Arachnida, Araneae, Theridiidae. Gene Ontology annotation, molecular function: cyclin-dependent protein serine/threonine kinase regulator activity.